AUGCCUAUCAGCGUGACAGUAGUCUUCUGCGGUUUGGCAUUGGCUCUGGCCUAUAUCACUGGGAAGAUCAUGGACCGAAACCCACAAAGCGAGAUCAAAGGUCUUGGCCUGACUGUCGUGCUUCCCGGCGACCCGAUGUACGACGACGCAAGACUGGCCUUCAACCUCCGUUACGACCUGCACCCCGCAGCCAUUUUCUAUCCGAACAGCCCGCAGGAUGUCACUAAUAUUGUCCGCCUGGGAGCGUCACUUCAAAAGCAGGUCUCUGCACGUAGUGGUGGGCAUAGCUACAUCGCGAAUGGUCUGGGCGGCCAGGAUGGAGCCUUCGUGAUUGACCUCAGCAAUCUCAAGAAGAUCACCAUCAACCAUUGUGAUGGCACGGCGGUUAUCCAGACUGGGAACAGGCUCGGAGACGUAGCACAAGCCCUGAAUGCUCAAGGCCGAGCAAUCCCUCAUGGAGUGUGCCCAUACGUUGGUAUCGGAGGUCAUGCCUGUUCGUCAUGGAAUUACAAUUUCCCUACCAUGACCGUACUUACUUCAGGCGGACGUGCAGCUUUUGGUGGUUUCGGUUUCACUUCACGCAUGUGGGGUCUUACCAUUGAUCGCAUCAUCUCUGCAGAGGUUGUGCUGGCUAACGGUUCAAUGGUCACUGCAUCUGACACCACAAAUCCAGAUAUCUUCUGGGCUAUGCGUGGUGCCGGUCCUUCCCUUGGUAUCACCACCGCCUUUACCUUUGUCACCGAGCCCAUUCCUUCGUCUGCGCUCGUAUUUCAGUACAAUUGGACCCACGUCCCCGCCGAGGACCUCACGAAGAUCAUCUCGCGAUAUCAGAUCUUCGCUCAGAACGAAACGUUGCCAUCGGAAUUCGAUGUCGAACUCAAUAUACGCCCUGGUGAUCUCGCGGGCUCCGUGACCGUUGAGAUGCUCGGUGGAUGGUACGGGGAUCCCUCGGACUUGGACGGUAUUGUACAGCCGCUGCUUGAUAGUAUUCCCAUCCGCCCCAAUGUCACCGUCACCGGCGGGACGUGGAUCGAGAGUUUAGUCGAACUGGCAGGUGGUAGCUUGAACACGACUCUGCGUGGAACGUCCAACACAUUCUAUGUGAAGUCUUUGAUGACGCCUGAAGACUCACCCAUGAGCGAUAAUGCGAUUCGUGCCUUUGCGUCGUAUAUGACGAACGAGGGACACAAAACAAGUACCGUCUGGUUUACACACAUCGAGCUGUACGGCGGGCACGACUCGGCCAUCAACGCCGUUCCGCUUGAUGCGACAUCAUUCGCGUAUCGGUCGUCGCUAUUCACGAUACAAUUUCACGCCUCGUCGUCGGAUGCUAAGCCACCCUACCCGGAUGAGGGCUUCUCGUUCUUGGAUGGUAUGGUCUCGAGCAUUAUAGAUAAUAGUCCGUCUGGGUGGAGUCACGGCGCGUAUACCAACUAUGUUGAUGACAUGUUAAGCAACUCCUCAACAUUGUAUUAUGCCUCGCACUACAAACGGCUUCAGUCCAUCAAGAGAGACGUCGAUCCUAGUAAUGUCUUCCGCUUCCCAACAUCCAUCACGCGACCUCAGUGA
Molecule: messenger RNA, 1569 nt
Organism: Heterobasidion irregulare TC 32-1
Lineage: Eukaryota; Fungi; Basidiomycota; Agaricomycetes; Russulales; Bondarzewiaceae
Exons: 8
Coding region: 1-1569 (522 amino acids)
Molecular function (GO): FAD binding; oxidoreductase activity
Source: RefSeq, a predicted model, not a curated record